Indicator indicator is the source of this 3252-nucleotide messenger RNA. RefSeq names its product inactive phospholipase C-like protein 2. Gene Ontology annotation, molecular function: phosphatidylinositol-4,5-bisphosphate phospholipase C activity. The transcript has 6 exons. The record is from RefSeq and is a predicted model, not a curated record. Lineage: Eukaryota; Metazoa; Chordata; Aves; Piciformes; Indicatoridae. Bases 1 to 3252 code for a protein of 1083 amino acids. Gene Ontology annotation, biological process: intracellular signal transduction; lipid metabolic process.
AUGGCGGAGGGGUCCCGGGGCGCCCCGCCACCGGGCUCGCCCCGCCCCGCCACGCCGCUGCCCAACGGGCCCCGCGGUGGCGGCGGCGGCGGCGGCAGCCCCGGGUCGGGCUCGGGCAGCAGCAGCCACGAGGACUCGGUGGAGCGGAGCCCCGCGCCCGCCGCGCCCCGGGCCAGCAUCAUGAAGGAUGGCUCCCGGCAGCGGGCACCACAGAAGAAGAAGACAGUGUCCUUCAGCACCAUGCCCAACGACCGCAAGAUCAACAGCACCGGCGCCUGCAUCUCCUUCAUGCUGGAGGGCUGCGAGCUGAAGAAGGUUCGCUCCAACUUGCGCAUGUACAGCCGCUUCUUUGUGCUGGACGCCGACCUGCGCUCCCUGCGCUGGGAGCCCUCCAAGAAGGACUCAGAGAAGGCCAAGAUCGAGAUCAAGUCAGUGAAAGAGGUGCGUGUGGGCAAGAAGACCCCUGUGCUGCGCAGCAAUGGCCUCUCCGACCAGUUCCCAGACGAGUGUGCCUUCUCCAUCAUCUAUGGAGACAACUACGAGUCCCUGGACCUGGUGGCCAGCUCGGCCGAGGUGGUGAGUGCCUGGGUGAUGGGGCUGCGGUACCUGGUAUCCUAUGGCAAGCACACCCCCGAGGCACCCGGGACCGCCCACCCCAGCCUCCGGACCUCCUGGAUCUCCUCUGUCUUCGACCUCGCUGACCUGGAGAAGUCUGGCCGCAUGCCGGUGCCCCGAGCUGUGCAGCUGAUCAAAGCACUCAACCCAGGCAUGAAGGCUUCCACCAUUGAGCUGAAGUUCAAGGAGCUGCAGAAGGCAAAUGAGUGUCCCGGUGCAGAGGUGGCCUGCGACCUCUUUGUGGAGGCCUACUGCGAGCUCUGCACCCGCCCUGAGAUCUUCUUCCUGCUGGUGCAAUUCUCCAGCAACAAGGAGUACCUGGGCCUGAAGGACCUGCUGAUGUUCUUGGAGGUGGAGCAGGGCAUGGAGGGGGUGACGGAGGAGAAGUGCUUGGAGAUCGUGGGCAAGUACGAGCCCUCCAAGGAGGGCCGGGAGAAAGGCUACCUGGCCAUCGACGGCUUCACGCGGUACCUGUUGUCCGCUGACUGCUCCAUCUUCGACCCGCAGCACCGCAAGGUCUGCCAGGACAUGGCACAGCCACUCUCCCACUACUACAUCAGCUCUGCCCACAGCGCCUGCUUGCUGGAGGACAACUUCUGGGGCCAUUCAGACAUCAGUGACUACGUCAGCGCCCUGGGCCUGGGCUGCCGCAGCAUCGAGCUGGUGCUGUGGGAUGGCCCCGAGGGGGAGCCUGUGGUCUACACCAGCCCCUCGGCUGCCUCCUGUGUGCCCUUCCGCACUGUGGUGGGGCUGAUCGACCAGCAGGCCUUCGCUGCCUCUGUCUACCCCCUCAUCCUCUGUCUGGUGGUGCGGUGCUCAGCCGCCCAGCAGCGCCUCGCUGCCCAGUGCCUGCGCAAGACACUGGGGGAGAAACUGUACCUGGAGCCCCCCAACCCCGCCGCAUCCUACCUGCCCUCCCCAGAGCAGCUCAAGGGCCGCAUCCUCAUUAAGGGUAAGAAGCUGCCUGCUGGCUGCGAGGACAGCGAGGGGGAGGUGUCUGAUGAGGAGGAAGGCUGGGAGCUGGCGCGGCGGCUGGGCCAGGAGGACAGGGAGGCUCCAGAGGGGGGUGGCCCGCGGCGGGUGCGCCUCAGCCGGGAGUUCUCGGAGCUGGUGAGCCUCUGCCAGGCUGUCCCCUUCCAGGACUUCGAGAGCUCGCGGCGUGGACAGCGCUACUGGGAGAUGUGCUCCUUCAGCGAGGUGGAGGCAGGGCGCUUCGCCAACGAGUGCCCGGCCGAGCUGGUCAGCUACAACAAGCGGUUCCUCUCCCGUGUCUACCCCAGCCCCAUGCGCAUUGACUCCAGCAACAUGAACCCCCAGGACUUCUGGAAGUGCGGCUGCCAGAUGGUGGCCAUGAAUUACCAAACACCAGGGCUCAUGAUGGACCUGAACGCAGGCUGGUUCCGGCAGAAUGGAGCCUGUGGCUACGUGCUCCGCCCUGCCAUCAUGCGGGAGGAGGUCUCCUACUUCAGUGCCAAUGCCAAGGACUCCUUGCCUGGGGUGCCCGCCCAGCUCCUUCACCUCAAAGUGAUCAGUGGGCAAAACCUGCCCAAGCCCAAGGGCUCAGGGGCCAAAGGGGAGGUUGUGGAGCCCUACGUCUGUGCCGAGAUCCACGGCAUCCCAGCCGACUGCGCCGAGCACCGCACCAAGACGGCACUGCAGAGUGGGGACAACCCCAUCUUCGAUGAGAGCCUGGAGUUCCAGAUCAACCUGCCCGAGCUGGCCGUGCUGCGCUUUGUCGUGCUUGAUGAUGACUACAUCGGGGAUGAGUUCAUUGCCCAGUACACCAUCCCUUUCGAGUGCCUGCAGCCCGGCUAUCGCCACGUCCCCCUCCAGUCCCUGGCUGGGGAGCCCCUGCCCCAUGCCACCCUCUUCGUGCAUGUGGCCAUUACUGACCGCCGUGGGGGGGGCAAGGGGCACCGCCGGGGGCUGGCGGGGCGCCGUGGCCGACGGGUGCGGGAGUACACCUCCACCAAGGCCACUGGCAUCAAGGCCAUUGAUGAGGUCUUCCGGACGGCCACCCAGCCACUGCGGGAGGCCACUGACCUGCGGGAGAACGUGCAGAACGCUCUGGUGUCCUUCAAGGAGCUGUGUGGGCUGACGCCAGCUGCCAACAUGAAGCAGUGCAUCCUGACCGUGGCCACAUGGCUGCUGCACAGUGACAGCACCCCCAGUGUCACUCUCAACCUGGCAGAGCAGUACCCCCCGAUGGAGGCCCAGGGUCCCAUCCCUGACCUGCUACGCAAGGUCCUCACUGCCUAUGAGACUAUGAUCCAGACCAGCCGGACGCUGAUCGAGUCAGCUGACGCCGUGUACAGCAAACUCAUGCAGGCACAGCAGGCAGGCAUGGACUUCCACAAGGAGCUGCACCGCAUCGAGGCCAAGGAGGGGCUGCGGGGUCGCAAGCUGCAGAAGGCGCUGGAGAGCUUCGCCUGGAACAUCACAGUCCUGAAGGGCCAGGCUGACCUCCUCAAGCAUGCCAAGGCCGAGGCGCUGGACAACCUCUGGCAGAUCCACAACGCAGGGCAGUCCUGCGGCAUCGGCAGGAACGGUUCGGCCUCGCCGGAGUCCUCUCGGUUGCGCGCAGCGCUGGAGCCCAUCCCUGAGACGGAUGGAGGUGGUGACACCGCAUCCUGCUGA